CCCAAAAUGUCCUCCAAUAUUGAAAUCACCGACCUCUCUUUUACAUUUGGUGAAUGUAAUAAUAUGGAGGAGACAUGCUGAUCAUACUUGGUGAUGUGGCGUCCCAUAUAAAUAUCCUCAAUACACAUACUAUUGGUUUCAUUACUGGAGACUGAAGAGGGCUCACACAGAAAUCAGCUUGAACUAAUCAUGUGCCCGUCUUUUGGGCCUUUCUCAGAGAGGCAAGCUGAUUGAUUACUUGAAAAUAGGCCCACCCAUUUACAAGAUAUAUAAUGGCCUGUCAACAAUAGUCGUAAGCACAGUUAGGCCGGAGCGGCGAGUCCACCCCUUUUGACAGGGCGUCACUCUACUUGUUGUCUUCCAGAGGUGGAUCUCAUUUACUUUGACCUGAAGGGCAGCUUUGUCAACCUGCAUCUUUUGGUCUUAAGUAUGGGGAAUGAGCAUUCCAAGAACAAAGGUCCAAGCAAGAUCAGUCAGUGUGAUAAAAAUGGAGGACUGAAUGGCCUGGCAGCAAACAUCACAACCAAUGGAUUGGACAUUGAUGCCAAAACUUUGAACCAAAACCAACAAAAUGGCAAGGCUGCAGCAUUAAAUUCCGCCACAGAAUCUGACUAUGUGGUGAUCCACUCGGACAGUCAGCAAGUUGAAGUCAUACCCGAAAAGCCGGCCACCACCCCUGAGACAGAAGAGGCUGACAAACAUGAAGAAAGAGUGCAACUUUUUGACAAAAUCUUCAAAAAGAAAGCAGAACGAGAGGCACCGAUUGAGGCAGAGAAUGUCGUGGAAGAAGAGACCCAUCAGAAUAUUGUGAGAGAUGCAAGUCUUCCUGCCACUGACACACAGCUGGAAUCCAGUUCAAGCAGAGAAGAUGCAGACACCACAUCUGCACCCAAAGAAGAAGAUUACCUACAUCACCAAGUCGAAUCGUCCACUCAGACAGACAGAGAAAUUGAAGCAAAUAUUUCAACACAAACAGGAGAUGAUGCAAAGAGAACAUCGCCUACCAAGGUCCCGGUGGGAGAGAUGGAGAGAACAGAUCGAACCAAAGAACCAAGUGAAUCUGAUAUUGUAAUUGCAGAGGAGGCGUUUGAAGAGAGCAUACAAGAAGAAUCGCCCGACAACCAGGCAGCAGGGAUCACCGUUAAGGAAACCACUGUCAAUGUCAUUUAUGAGGAUGUGUUCAGGGCUGAGAGGAUGGAGGUGAUCGGUGAAUGUGAAAUCCAAAAUCCUGAAAAAGGGAGUCUAAAUGACUCUCAUGAAAUUGAUCCAGAAAUCCCAGUACAAUGUAAGCCAGUAGAAUCCACCACUGAAAUACCUGAAGAGGUCAACGUGCCUCAGCUUCAGGAAGGCGAAGGAGGCUCAACAGAUGAAAGACUUCUGAGUGAGGCUGCUGAGGCAGAGGUCAUCAUCCAUGAUAACAAGGGAAGAAAUGACAUACCAUCAGUCAAUGUUGAACCGCUAAUCACAAUGAUGGAAACAAUCUCAGAGGAGGAAGAACAUUUAAUUCUGGAGAGAACAGAGCCAGUCUGUGAAAAAGGUAUCAAUAUCGAUCACGGUUAUGUUGUGCUUGAGGACUCUUCAGAAGGGUCCACUGCUUGGCACAAAGAACUAUCAACCAUUGAUGAAGUUCCUGAAUAUCACUUUGAUCAAUGUUUAUGGGACACAGAAGUUUGCACAGAUAAACACAUUGACGUGACACCUGUUACAAAUACAGAAUCAGAUAUUCCUGCAGAUGGAAACAGGACAGAAAAGGAGAUACAAGAGGAAACAGUUGCUCCUCCAUCUCAGAACCCUGACUACGGAAUCGCCACGGCUCUGGGACUGGCCAGUGAUAGCCACCUGGAACUACAAGCCAACCCUGCAGUUAGAUUUGUGUCCUCCUUUGCACACCAAGAAACAGUACCUCCUAAUUCAGAGUCAACCUUUGUGGAGACCAUUAUCGGCACUAACAACAAGCUCACCUCUGGAGAAUCUACACAGAAGGAAACCAAGGCAGUCCUAGGAAGUCUGGAUGAAGACGUACCCAUUCAAGGAUCAUCAUCUCAAUGUGAAGUCACAGAGGCAUCUGUGCAAGCUGUGGCAUACCGCUCGGAACUACUCAUCAAAAUCCCUGCUGUCCCAAAACAAGCUGUGGAGGAGACCAUCAUCCCGACUCAAGAUGACAUGCACUUUGAGGAAUUUACACAGAAGGAAACUGAAGUAGAACUUGAGAACAUUCAUGAAGAUACAUUUGUCAAAGAAUUUUCUUCUGACUGUAAUGUCACCAACACAUUUGGGGAAGCUGGUUUCUGUUCUCAACCGCCCACUGAAAUUUCUGAGACAACUAAGGUUGAGAAUGUUACCCCUGCUCCAAAUUACGCUGAGAAAUCUACACAGAUGGAAACUGACAUUGUCAUUAAAAGAGAAAAUACACAUAUCCACCAAUCAUCUGAUGAGGCAUCUUUAGAAGCUGUGGCAGAAGCCAAAUGCCCCCCACCACUUGAUCAAACACCUCCAAUCUGCAAGCCAAUUGCAAAGGAUGCUCAAAAUGAGAAUGACUUUGAGGACUUUAAUGAAAAUGGAGUGGCCCUGUGGAAUGUUCAUGAAACAAUGACAUGUGAAGCACAAAUAAUAUCUGAAGGUUCUUCGUCAGAAGACGAAUGUUUUGGAACACUCAAUAAAAUCCUUGAAAACGCCGACCCAACUGUAAAGGAGAUGAUCAUCUCUGCUAAAGAUGAGAGCCAUUUUGAGGAAACAUCUUCGGAAAACCCUGCAAUCUCGGAUGUACCCAAAGAGGAAAAUGACAGUCCUCCCAAUGAUCAGGGGUUGACCGUAAUCAUGCAUUUUGUUGAAGGGAUGUUUGAGAACCUUGACGUUUGUCAAAUCAGACAUAGAGAAAGAUGUGAUUUACAACUAGAACCAUUAACAGAAGAGGAUCUGGAUUCAUGUAGCUCAGUCCAUGAGGAACAAGUAGAAGAGAACAGUGUUGUCCAAACUGAGGAAACUCGCAAACCUGAUGCUCAAGAGUCUCUGUCCUUGAUUGAUAUGGAAGCUCCUCUCUCUUCUGGUGAUCCCUCACAGGAAAUCACUUCUCUUCCUGAGCAUCAACCCACAAUCCUCAAGACAAGUGGAUUCAUAGAGGAAGCAGAUAAAAAAUUUGACAAACAUGAUGCUUGUGUAGCAUCUUCGACAUGCUUUAAGACUGUCAUCAAGACCAUCGUUGGGGAAAUUAUUUCACCGGAUGCUGUUGAAGCUGAAUCUUGCCUUAGGGCCUCAGAGGAUGAAGCACCAGAGAUGAACUCAGAGGCUGAAUCAAGUGUGGACACAACAGAAAUUAGCCCUACGGAAGGGUGGUCGAACCAAAAGUUGGAAGACCAAGAGCACAUGGAAGCUUUACUUGGGAGGCUGGAGUCUUCAUGUGCAUCUGUUGUUGAAGAAUCACCCUACAGACUUGAAGGUUUUGACAUAUCUUCAUCAGGUCACAACAUCAUAGUUGUCAUCCAAGUAGCUUCAGAAGAAGAGUAGCAGUGAAAUACAACAUCAAUUUUGUUUGCCUCUUUACAUUUUUUUUUUAUCUUGUGCUUUCAAAUGUACA
Hippocampus comes (tiger tail seahorse) is the source of this 3574-nucleotide messenger RNA. It is a transcript of the gene bcas1, whose product is annotated as brain enriched myelin associated protein 1. Lineage: Eukaryota; Metazoa; Chordata; Actinopteri; Syngnathiformes; Syngnathidae. Gene Ontology annotation, biological process: myelination. The coding region runs from base 430 to 3504 and encodes 1024 amino acids. The record is from RefSeq and is a predicted model, not a curated record. The transcript has 5 exons.